AUGGAGGUACGACAGGAUGGCUCAGUUUACAACUCAUUCAUGGAAGAGCCUCUCCGUGCUGCUCGACUCUGUUAUCUAGCGAUAACGUCGGUACUGUACCCCCGCCCACCACGCCGCGGCCGCCGCGCCGCACAGGUCAGGCUACUUGCAGUAACUACUGAUAACAGCUCGACAGUGCGCUGCAGUCCUGGGUCCGUGGUCAGUCGAGUCCAGUCUCGUGGUUCAGUCCUGUCGCUGCUCUACAGUUCUAUACUCUCUGCUGACUAUUAUUUCUCUGAAUGUAUAUGUUCAGGUCCUGGUGAUAUCAAAUCUAAAUCCCAAGUUAAAAUCAGGGUUCCUACUGAAGAGUAUGAACACUCAUAUUAUACAAAGAAGAAAACUGAUCCAAAAGCAAUUUGGGAAGUUGAUGAAGUACCUGUAGUUGCUUUCUGUGAUGAUGCAUCCUAUGAUCCUCGGCAACGACCAGAAUUUGACAUAAAAUACCGACAAGCUGUCACUUCAGAAGACUUAUUUUUACAGCUGGGCCGUAAAACUCCAUCAACAGCCAGUUGCGAGGUGAUGGUGAUCUCCCUCUGCCUGAAGGGAGAGAGGAAGGAGGACAUUGAUCUUCACCUGACCCAGCAACACCUGGACCUGAGAUCUCCCCUGUACAGACUCAGUCUGCCGCUGCCUCACCCGGCUGAUCCUGAGUCUUCCAGUGCCGAGUGGGAACCCAGCCUCUCUGUACUCACCGUGUCCUUGGCACUCAGGAGGGAACUGGACUUCACCAACUUUUAAUAAAAAUAUUAUACCUACUCGAGACAUUCUUAUUUAGUCCAAUAUUCAAUCUUAACAAUCUGUUAGGGCAGAACAAACUCUACCAGGAUUCUCACGUUUUUUAAUAAUAUUCUCUGUCCUAUUUAGCUUAUUUUAGUAGACCCUUGAACAUUACAACAAAUCAGAACCCUAUUAUAAGCAACUCCAAAACAAAAUCAAAUAAUUAUUUUGUACAAAUUAAA
Molecule: messenger RNA, 998 nt
Organism: Homalodisca vitripennis (glassy-winged sharpshooter)
Lineage: Eukaryota; Metazoa; Arthropoda; Insecta; Hemiptera; Cicadellidae
Gene: Dnaaf6
Product: dynein axonemal assembly factor 6
Exons: 3
Coding region: 1-777 (258 amino acids)
Biological process (GO): axonemal dynein complex assembly
Cellular component (GO): cytoplasm
Molecular function (GO): dynein intermediate chain binding; protein-folding chaperone binding
Source: RefSeq, a predicted model, not a curated record